AUGUUCAUUCGAACCGUACUUGUCGCUAUACUUGCUCUAGACAUCAAAGCGCAAAUCACGCUUACAGGAUGUCACUUACACGACGGACAAGAAGUCUGUCUUCUGCCCGGAGGAGCAGAAACGACCAUAGGCUCACCUGAUGGUGUAGCAUUGGAGACAACCAUUCCAACAUCUACAGCACCUCCAACGGUUGCUGCUAGCACCACAACUUCCGCGCAAACGACUGCUAUAACGGGUUGCCAUAUGCACGAAACCACGCAAUUUUGUGUCAAGGGUAAUGGCGAAGAAGUACGAGUGCUUGUAACAGCGACCGGAAAUACACCUCUACCGACUGCUUACACCGGGUGCCAUUCACGUGACACUGAAAUGUUCUGCAUGACUCCAGAUGGACAGGAGGUUGAAGUUGUUGCGGAGAGUGCCGAAGCAUCUGAUGAACACUCUGAACAUUCGGAGCACUCAGAUGGAGAAAAUUGCCACUUCCAUGCUGGCGUUGAACAUUGCGUUGGCGGUUCCACCGCGAGCUGCGAAAGAAAGGAAAGAGACUACAAUAUUAAUCUUCGAGUUGGACUCUUGUUUGUGAUUCUUGCUACUAGCGGUUUUGCCGUUUAUGCGCCGAUGCUUUUGAAGAAGCUCCUGAAAGUCGACGUUUCGGGCAUGAUAUUUACCAUAAUCAAACAAUUUGGCACGGGUGUGAUUAUUGCGACAGGAUUUGUCCACCUCCUUACGCAUGCAGAACUCAUGUUCGGUAACGAGUGCCUUGGUGAACUCAAGUACGAAGCUACUGCAACAUCAAUUGCAAUGGCUGGCGCUUUCCUCGCCUUCUUGGUCGAUUAUGUAUCUCAUCGUCUCGCACACUGGCGACGCUCAAAAACAACAGUCUCCGAAAUAGAACACCAUGAUUCUGCGCCCGGAACCCCAGAUAAAAUGGAAGGGAUUCUAUCCUCUCCACCCCUAGCAAACAUAUCAAACCAUCACCACAACCAUGCGUUCGGAACACCCGCCAACGAUGCGACCUCAGUACUAGUGCUGGAAGCUGGGAUUAUUUUCCAUUCCCUCUUACUGGGUAUCACACUUGUAGUUGCUGGAGACUCGGUGUUCAUCACGCUCUUUGUCGUCGUCGUUUUUCAUCAAAUGUUUGAAGGUCUAGCGCUCGGCGCUCGCAUUGCUGCCAUCGACACGACUACCUCUUCCCGUCUGAGGAAUACAAAGUUUCUGUUCCUGCCUCUGGCUUUCGCUUUAGUAACGCCAACUGGUAUGGCUAUCGGUAUUGGAGUUCUCAACACUUUCAACGGCAAUGAUCCUAGCACCAUCGUUGCUCUGGGUACACUUGACAGUUUGAGCGCAGGUAUAUUACUAUGGGUUGGGUUUGUGGAUAUGUGGGCUGGAGAUUGGUUGUUUGGAGAUUUGAGGGAAGCUUCACUUUUGAAAACCCUGGGUGCACUCAUAGCUUUGAUAACUGGGAUGAUUUUGAUGGGACUCUUGGGUAAAUGGGCAUGA
This is a messenger RNA of Glarea lozoyensis ATCC 20868, 1497 nucleotides long. RefSeq lists its product as uncharacterized. Lineage: Eukaryota; Fungi; Ascomycota; Leotiomycetes; Helotiales; Helotiaceae. The transcript is spliced from 8 exons. The record is from RefSeq and is a predicted model, not a curated record. The coding region runs from base 1 to 1497 and encodes 498 amino acids. Gene Ontology annotation, molecular function: zinc ion transmembrane transporter activity. Gene Ontology annotation, cellular component: plasma membrane. Gene Ontology annotation, biological process: zinc ion transmembrane transport.